This is a messenger RNA of Carica papaya (papaya), 1594 nucleotides long. The record is from RefSeq and is a predicted model, not a curated record. NCBI's taxonomy places the organism in Eukaryota, Viridiplantae, Streptophyta, Magnoliopsida, Brassicales, Caricaceae.
UUACGAAGUUUCUUUUCUUACACGCGCACGUAUUAGUUCUUUUAUUUGUUGUUUUCUCUCUUCCUCUACGUAGUUGGAUCCCUUCUGUAAACGUCCCGAAUCUCGCCGGCACGUGAUCUGCCGUCGGUACAACCGCUCAUCGGCACAACCGCUGGUCGCCGAUCUCCUGAUCACGUGCUCGCUUUUUCGUUGCGUUUAUCUGUUUCGUGAAAUUUUACAUUUCCGUCAGUUUCUGUAAUUGUCCCUUGCUUUGACUCCAGUUCCUCGCUCGAUCAUGAGGAAACCUCGAUCACCAGAUCUGAAGGUUUGAUCUGAAUCCAGAGCUCUAUUCUUGGUUUGGAUUUUGGAAAGGGAAUUGAAAUUCGAGUUUUGGUAAUGGCUACGAGGAAUCGGACUCUGAUAUUCAGGAGGUACAGGGAUGCGUUGAAAAGCGUUCGUGCCCCCACGAGCUCGUAUGCGUCACAGACGUCGACGAGCUCAGGUGGAGGUCCGGUGAUCGAGCUGGUGAGUACUUCGCUUUUGAAUCCUAAUCGAUCUUAUGCUGCUCUCAGCACUGAGGAUCCUGGAAAUGCUAGUAGAGGUGCACUUACAGUGGGUUUACCACCGGCUUGGGUGGAUGUGUCUGAGGAUAUAGCUGCAACUGUACAACGUAUACGAACAAAAAUGGUGGAUUUGGGGAAGGUUCAUGCAAAGGCGUUAAUGCCUUCAUUUGGCGAUGGUAAAGAAGAUCAACGGAAGAUUGAGUCUCUCACUCUAGAGAUAACUGAUUUAUUGAGGAAAUCAGAGAAGAGAUUACAGAAACUCUCUGCUUCUGGAGCCUCGGAGGAUUCAAAUAUCAGAAAAAAUGUGCAGAUGAAUCUAAAUGGUGUUAGAUCUAAAGUUGAAGAUGAUGAUCUGGAUGACCUGGUAUUUAAUGAGCAUCAGAUGGCCAGGAUAAAAAAGAAUGAGGCAUUCACCGUGGAGAGGGAAAAAGAGAUCCAACAGGUUGUGGAAUCAGUAAAUGAGCUCGCCCAGAUUAUGAAGGAUCUCUCGGUGCUAGUGAUAGAUCAGGGAACCAUAGUUGAUAGGAUAGACUACAAUGUCCAGAAUGUUGCAAGCACAGUUGAGGAGGGACUUAAACAGCUGCAGAAGGCAGAGAGAACACAAAAGCAAGGGGGAAUGGUGAUGUGUGCUUCUGUGCUUGUUAUUAUGUGCUUUAUCAUGUUGGUUCUCCUAAUCCUCAAGGAGAUUUUCUUGUGACCGCUUUAUGAAGGUUGUCAAUACCUUCCCUUCAACUUUUAACACGUUUCGAGAAUGGUUAGAUAGCCCACAGAGUUCAUGAAUUAACCUGAUUACAUAUUACCAGAUCGACUCCGUAUUUUUGUUCUUUCUAAUACUUUUGGGAGGAUUUGGGUUUUGGGGGGAUGAUUGGAUUGCCGUGGGACAUUAUGUACAGAGCCUGACGAUCUUUUUAAUUUUUUUUCCCUUUAAAUUACACAGGGGUUUGUAAUUUCCCAAGGUGAGAUGAGGCAUAUUAUUUGUUUGUAUCAAUUUUUUCAUGUAAUAAAGUGAAAUACAUCAUAUUUCCAUUUAGUCUUUGAGCAAUUGUUCUGUA